AAAAAGAUGGCGAGUUUUGGGAAACUCACAGACUACUUUAAUCGCCGUAAGUCUCGAGAGGAGCUGCGGGUGGGAAGAAGCUCGCGGCGCAGUGGCAGUUACUGCUGCACUGUGGCCGAGGCCAGGUCGCUGGAAAGGAAGCUACAGAGACCCAUACUGGCUAAGUCGCGUACCCUCCCCAGCAUCCCCCAGUCUCCAACGGUCUCCAGGGUCCACCACUCUGAUCUCAUUGGCGGGAGUCCUCCGCGCAUGAAGAGUCCUCCAGUUGCCACCAGCCACUCAAAGGCCUGCACUUUGCCACCUGCAGGGGAGCUUUGGCGUUUGGAGGAUGACAUGGAAGGUGACAAUGAGACAGAGAAUAGCGGCUGCACCGAGGCCCGUCCACGCUCCCAGUCGCCGUUCUCCCAUUUCCGGGCACGGGCUGCUUACCUGCGCAAGAGCAUGUCAGCCGAUGAGCACCUAGACAUGGGCUCCGACUUCGGCACAGUGACUGCGGUUGAGGGCAAACAGAACCGUGGGAAGGGAAAGCUAAAGAGGAAGUUUAGUCUGGGCUCAGCUGACCGAAAGGAGAAUCAGAAUAAGAAGUCAGAGUCGGGAAUCUCCAAAUUUACUCAUCGUCUAUCCCUCAAAGAGCGACCAGCGAAGGCAGAGAAGACUUCAUCAGAAAGGCCUCCAUCCUACAGGAGACGAUCUCUUAGUGUCGACUGGGCUGACUCGGCCAAAAUGACGCAGCCCAUGAGAGGGGACCAGGCCCACCAGCCGGUCUCGGCUCGCAAGUCUGCCAGCCUGUCCUCACCGAGCGCUGCUCGCCGCCUUUACCGCAAUUUGUCUGGAAAGUUCCGCGUGGGCACCAACCCCCCUGCUCUGGAGGACAGUGUGGUGUCAGGACGGGGAGGAGACAAGGAGAGGCUGCGCAAAACCACCAUAUUUCAGAGUAAUGAAGCUCUGUUUGAGGCAGUGGAACAUCAAGAGUUGGACCUGGUACAGCUCCUUCUCUCACAGUACAGUCUGGAGGAGCUGGAUCUCAACACUCCUAACAGCGAGGGGCUCCUGCCCCUUGAUAUCGCCAUCAUGACCAAUAAUGUGCCCAUGGCUAAGCUUCUGCUGCGAGCCGGUGCCAAGGAGAGCCCCCACUUUGUGAGUCUGGAGGGCCGAGCGGUUCAUUUGGCCACUCUGGUGCAGGAGGCCGAGCAGCGAGUGUUGGAGCUACAGCCCCAGGUGCGGAAUGAGGGUCCUGGUGAGCGGGAGGGAUCUGACCGUGAGCGCCAGCUAAAAGCUUGGGAGUGGAGGCUCCGGCUCUUCCGACGCAUGCAGACAGGCUUUGAGCAUGCCAGUCCUCCAGAUGCUCCCAGUGUAGUUUCCCUGUCUGUCAGCAGCAGCACCAGUCUAAAAGUUGACUUCCAGGAACCUCUUUGUGUCAACUCUGCUGUGGUUACCAAAUACAAAGUGAGCUGGAGCAGUAAUCCUUCGUUUAGUCCUCUGCUGGGUGAGAUGAUAGUGGAUGAUGCCACUCAACUCGAGUGCAACAUUACUGGACUAACAUCUGGGACCUAUUACUACGUGCAGGUGUCAGCGUACAACAUGAAGGGCUGGGGACCUUGGAAAAUUUCCACACCAGCCUGCGCUGCACCUUCCAGUUGGAGGGACAUUGAUGGCCGCGCUCCUCGUCAGAGAGGACAGAAGGAGGCACUGGACCAGCUACUUGGGCAGAUAAAAGAAGCUCACCGCCACUGUGUCUGCCAUGAGCAAUGCAAAGCUCCGCCACAAAGCAGGAAGCACUCGGUGUCCAAGAGCCUGCGGCACCUUUUCCAGCCCACCAGCAAAUUUGUCAAAAGCUUGAAAAGAGGUCUCUAUCUGGCGUCCAUAUUCUACAGAGAUGACAACGUGUUGGUGACUCCAGAGGAGCAGAUUCCUAUUGUGGAGAUUGAAGAUUCGUAUUCGAGCUCACUGAUGCAGGACUUUCUAUGGUUUACUAAGGUGUCCUAUCUAUGGGAGGAAAUUUCGUGGCUGCAGCAGUGCCUCGGUCCUUCCCAGACGUCGUGUUCAUGCACUCUGCAGACUCGCCUCAAGAUGCUGCAGGCUGUCUCCCAUCUACAGGGAGCGCUGGGAACCCAGGAUCUUGGUCAGGUAUAUUUUGAACCGAUCAAAGACAAGCAUGGUAACGCCCUGUUGGUGCUGCUGAAGGACAUGAAUGCCUCUCCCAACCUUGACGGGGUACGCUGGACGCAGCUUUGUAAACUUCAGCUCCAACGAAAAUCCAUAUCAUCCCCCGAAGAGCCCACUGCGCUGGACAUGCUCCUCAUCACACUUCAUGAGAAGCUGGCGUACCACAGGCGUAGCAGGAAGCUUUUGUCUCCAGGCUUAUAUCUGGGCUACCUGAAGUUGUGUACAUCGGUGGAGCAGAUAAGAGCACUGGUGCCCCAGAAACUCCCCAACGUGCUCUGUCAUACCAAAAUUCGAGACAACAGCAAUGUGUCAAGAGAGGAGUGGCAGUGGCUUCAGGCCCUCAGCUCUCUGGAGGAGUCACUGGAAAUGGACCAUGAUGUACAGAGUGCUCCCCAUCGCCUCCUACAGGACCUGCGUAAUGCCAUCAAGGACCUGAUAGCUCACAUCAACAUUCCUGGCAAUCAGGCACAGGACUUCCGUAUCUACAGCCAGGAAGUGUUGGAGUUUGGGGAGAAAGUGUGUUUCCUCCUCCUCCUGCCACCUUCAGAUGAAGUCUGCACGGCUCCCGGUCAGAAUAAUCCAUACUCCCCGCGCUCUGGCUUCCUCACACUGCCGCUGCAGAUCUUUGAAUUGGUGCACUUUAAUGCCUAUUGCCCCAGUUUCAUCGGCCAGUACUGCAGGGUGUCCGCCUUGCUGGAGCUGGAGUCCCUCAUGUCUCAGCAGGCACUACGGGAGGCCUUCUCUGAAGCCGAGCUCCUCGUUGCCAAGAAGAAACACCAACAAGUUCAGGAACACAUGCAGCAAAUGGAGGAGGUGUGGCGGGAUGUGAGAUGGAUUAUGGAUGCCUUGCAGUACGCCCGCUACAAGCAGCCGACAGGAGGCAUCUCUGUAAGCUGGAUAAUUGACUUCUCUAAAGAGGUGAUGCCUGACAAGCCUCCCUCUACCUCAUCUCAACCAGACUUCAUGCCCUCUCCUAUGCCUUCACCCGAACGCUGCCGUAAGCACUCAGAUUUUGCUGGACUCUCAGAUGAGGAAGGCUCCUCUGAAGUUUUCCUCACUACCGACAGUGACUAUGACUCCAGUCGUGCCCAGAGCCCCCGAGAGCUGGACCUGUUGCCCCCUUCACCUCUCUCGUCCUCUGCGCCCCUGGAGCCCCGUGGUUUCCUGCGCAUCGACGGGGGCGGCUCAGGAGGAGGAAUGCACCUCAGCGGGGGUGGACGUGGAGGGGGAGCUCUGCGGGAUUCCACACCAGACGUCCUCCAAGCAUCAGAGCCGCAGCACGGGAGGGAAGGAGAGAGGUGUGGAGGAGGUGGAGGCUUUCGAUGUGGAGGAGAAAGGCGAAGGGGGGCUCCGGAGCUGUUUGACAGUGACUUCAUCUUGCCCAGCAGACAGAUUGAGCUUUUGCACAUCACAGAGAAGAGGCAGGCCUUCUGCGUGAGGACCAGCAGUCUGGAGUUCCCUUCCGCCCACCAGCAGCCUUACUCCUACCACACUACUUGCCCUUCACCUUCCACCUCACCGCAGCGAAGAUGGCACCGGCCCUCAUCAGUGGACCGCUGCUGUUCCGCUGAGCGCUGCCUGUCACGGCUUCCGCCGGCACGCACAUUAUCAGAAGACAGCGGCACUCAGAGACUCGCCUCACCAUCACCUGCUGCUCUCAGGAAAGGCUGUCACGCCACACUCAGAGUCUACCCGCAGUACCGCACAGGUCUGCCAAAGGAGACCAGCGUCAAGCUUUGUGUAACUCCAGGCACAUCCGCGCGGGAGAUGGUCCAGCUGGUGGUGCAGGAGAUGAACGUCGUGUCCCGGCGCAUGAUGGGAAGCGGUGAAAACGGUGACGAACAGGAGCAGUGUGUUUACUACAGUCCUGAACAGCUGAAUCACUUCGGCCUCGUGCUGGUUGUGGACGACAGAGAGAAGUGGUUACAGGACGACUUCUGUCCCCUGGAGCUUCAAAACCCCUGGCUGAGGGGCAAACUGUGUGUUCGUAUUAAGGAGUAUUCGCCACUAGCCCUCAAACACAGCCGGGCCACCACAGUGUGAUACUUCCCAGAAGUGAGAGGGGCAAAUUUUAAGAGUUCACCCCGUGCCGAGAUUCUGUUUUGAUAAACGUACUGAACUGUCACGCUGUCUGCAGGCUCCUAAACUCUACAAUUUUUUCCCUCUCACUGUGUUGAUACUGUCUUCGGCUGCAGCUAUAUCAUGUUGUCAUAUUUUCUGCUGUGUUCUGGUUAUCUGAAAUGCUACUCCGAGAAUCUGUUUCCAUGAAAUCUGUUCUCCCAUACGUAGAACCUUUCUUUUUUUUGAUGAACAUCAGAGACCCUCAUAUGGACACCAAAUGAACAAUAACAGUAGAACAAAGAGAAAACAGUUUUUUUGUGCUGUCAGAAGUCAUUGGGUAAAAGAUUGUGAUGCUGAGCGAGAUUAAUGGAGCGUCUCUUUGACUUUUGGCAUGAUUGAGGCCAGCAGAUAGAGCCGUGCGAGCUGCCAAAAUGACAUGGGCAGCAUCAGCGCCUCCCAGCCACACGCGGACACGGCUUUUCCUAUGAACCCUCUUAUUGUGCUGUCGGCUCCAGCCGUCCGGCCCCAUGUUCCCAGGAUGUGGGCUCUGGACUUAGCCCAGGAGGCAGGAAGGAAGGGGAGAAGUACAGAGGUGGCUGGCGUCUCUGCUCGGGGAUGCAAUGGACCCGACGAUUUGGCCCGUCAACUUGUCACUCAACUGCUCUUGGCCACUGUACUGUCUAGCAGCAAGCAGCCAAGGAAUUGAGAGCAUGAUAGAGAGUGAGAGUGAGGGAAAAAAGAGUGAAUAGGAAGGAGGGUGGAGGUUACAUCACAUAAACCCCAGCACUAACUCUGGUGCUCCUUUUCUCCCUUUUGCAGCAACAAGUCUGCUGUGUAGUAGACUUAGUCACAGUGUAGCUAACCGAUAUGAUCAUCUUGUGGAGAAACACAAAAUAAAACCAGCUGA
Molecule: messenger RNA, 5134 nt
Organism: Pelmatolapia mariae (spotted tilapia)
Lineage: Eukaryota; Metazoa; Chordata; Actinopteri; Cichliformes; Cichlidae
Gene: ankfn1b
Product: ankyrin repeat and fibronectin type III domain containing 1b
Exons: 23
Coding region: 7-4209 (1400 amino acids)
Biological process (GO): regulation of establishment of bipolar cell polarity; signal transduction; establishment of mitotic spindle orientation
Cellular component (GO): spindle
Molecular function (GO): protein binding
Source: RefSeq, a predicted model, not a curated record